UAAAGUACGACAUUUAUCUAUGAAAGUCAAAGUCAAUUGAGACGCGUUACAUUUCAAAUCAUUCGACAAUUUAAAUUAUACAAAUAAAUAUGAAGUUAUUAUUUGUAUCAAGUAUUUUUUUGGCAAUGAUAAUUGCAACAGUAAUUGCCGAUGAACCAAGUAUUGGAAAUAGAGAUUUUUCAGUGACAAAUCCACCACUUAUUAAUCGUCCAAAACCCAUUCAAAGACCAUCAUCAUUAGGAGGAGGUAAUUUACGUUGGCGUAGAUCACCUGAACCACAACCACAAGGAUCAAUUGUUUUGCAAGGACAAAAACCAUUGAGUGGACCAGAAAGACGUCCAACUUGGAAUCUCGAUUAUCAACACAAUAUUUGGCAAGGUAAAGAUGGACGAAUUAGUGCAUCUGGUGGUGCACUUAAAUUACCUGGUCAACGAGUACAACCUCAAGUUGGCAUUCAAGGUCAAUGGAGAUUCCGUUAAUUUUAUUAUUUAAAUAUUUUGAUAUAUAAGUAUAAAAAAAUUGAAAAUGCUGCAGUUUAAAUUAAAUCGAGUGCCAUUAUUUGUAUUGUGUGUACAACGCAAGUUUAUGAAAAAUAAUAAUAAUAACAACAACAUUUUGUACAUUUAAAAAUAAAUAUAAAUAAUUACCACCACA
Messenger RNA from Aphidius gifuensis, 654 nucleotides. RefSeq lists its product as uncharacterized. NCBI's taxonomy places the organism in Eukaryota, Metazoa, Arthropoda, Insecta, Hymenoptera, Braconidae. Bases 90 to 479 code for a protein of 129 amino acids. The transcript is spliced from 2 exons. The record is from RefSeq and is a predicted model, not a curated record.